Messenger RNA from Brassica napus (rape), 4785 nucleotides. RefSeq names its product nitrate regulatory gene2 protein-like. The record is from RefSeq and is a predicted model, not a curated record. The transcript is spliced from 5 exons. Bases 1998 to 4607 code for a protein of 869 amino acids. Lineage: Eukaryota; Viridiplantae; Streptophyta; Magnoliopsida; Brassicales; Brassicaceae.
UCACCAUUUUUGUUUACUUAUGUUAAAGUGAAAGAGAUAAGAAAGAAGAAAGAAGAGAUAUGAAACAUGUGGUUGAAAAUAAAAAGUAAUUGACUGCUUUUGUCAGUUUUAAAAUUUUAAAUCAUUUUAAAAUUUAAAAUAAAAAUUAGUCAGCAUAAAUAAGAAACCAGAAGCUAUUAUCGUUAAAGCUUAGUUAGGGGCAUCUAUGUAACAACUAAUAAAAACUACCUUGGUAGCUGAAACUGCCUCAUCAUGUAAUAAAAACAUGAAAACUGUCCUAUGGUAUUAAUAACUCUUGUAUUAUUUGGUAAGCUAUAAUCCAUUUUUAUAGUCUUUUUCCUAAUUUUAUAGUUAAUCCAAAUGAUGAAAUCUAUUUUGUCUGUGGGUAAUAAAACAGUAAAGCUUUUUAUCUACCACUUUUGGAUGUAUUAUGUACAAACUGUAUACCGCAGUAUCACGUUGUCUACACAAAAAUAGAAACAUAUAACAAAUCUCAAUUUUGCAUAUAAAAAGAGUCAUGAAGAAAAUAAAAUAAGAGAAGAAAAUACUUACACGUCGCCUUCUACUCUGACUGUCACUCUCUCCCGGUGGUGAACUAGAAUUCCAGAGAAGAAAGAAAUAAAAAAACAUUUAGUCCUUUUUAACCAUUCCUCGUUGCUCCCACUUUCUUCUUCCCCCGAUUUAAUUCUGCAAUUAAUUAUUCGCCGAGCUUUCUUCCUCGCACAUCUCUAUCCAUUAAAUUUAGUAAAGUUACAAUUAUUAAAUAGCAAGACGACGACUUUUCUUUUUUUGUUUUGUUGUCAGUCUCCUUCGUGUAUUCACGUUUCGUAUAAUAAGUCAUCAGACAGCAGCAGCCACGGAUUCUUCUGUUUUGUUUCGCUGUUACUCAUGCAUCAUCUUUCUCCUCUGUUUUCAAAAACACGACAACAUUAUUAGUCCUGUUCGUUAAACGAACGCUGCCGCAGUAACUACAGAUCAAAAUUUAGAAGGGAAAAAGAGUAUCCAAAAAGAAAGAGAGAAGAAUGGAUGACGCGCGUCUCUGUUUUUAGUAGCAGAGAAGAGAGAGAAAUGAAGAACAAUGGAGAAAGAUGAUGCAUGAGUAACAGCGAAACAAAACAGAAGCUAAGAUUUCCGUUAUCCUCCGAUCAUCAAUCAUCAUCAUCUGCGGCGGCCUCCCAUCCUCGCCGCAUCUUCCUCCGCUCGUACUCGCCAAACCCGAUCGAUUACUGUUACCAGUUCCUCUUCUUCUCUGACAAUACUUGAGGAAUCGAUGUUUAUUAUAAUACUCAUCGUGGAUUUAUAUGUGCAGAGGAAAAGGAGAUGCGAGCGCGGAGAGAGAUGGAGAUUCGUUGAGUGGGGUUUGAGGUUAUCCGAUUGCUCUAUGAGGAAGUAAAAAUAGAUGGAGAUGCGAGCGCGGAGAGAAUCAAAGAAGAGAGAAACAGAUCGAAUACGAAAGAGAAGAGAAGAGAAGAGGUCACUUUUUCUCAAGCCAAUAUGCAUCUGCCACAACCCCUCGCUACAACCUCCGAUGGACCUGCUCUUAACCAUUCCUCGUUGCUCCCACUUUCUUCUUCCCCCAAUUUAAUUCUGCAAUUAAUUAUUCGCCGAGCUUUCUUCCUCGCACAUCUCUAUCCAUUAAAUUUAGUAAAGUUACAAUUAUUAAAUAGCAAGACGACGACUUUUCUUUUUUUGUUUUGUUGUCAGUCUCCUUCGUGUAUUCACGUUUCGUAUAAUAAGUCAUCAGACAGCAGCAGCCAUGGAUUCUUCUGUUUUGUUUCGCUGUUACUCAUGCAUCAUCUUUCUCCUCUGUUUUUAAAAAAAGAAAAGUUGUCGUGUUUUUAAAAACAGAGGAGAAAGAUGAAGCUGCCAUGGCUUCCAAAAAAGAAAACUUGCUCUGUUCCGACAACUUUCUUUGAAGCCAUGGCAGCUUCGUGUCUGGAAAAAGAAUGAGACUUGAAACAGAGUUCUUGAGAAAGACGUAACCUUUGUUGGUUUCCAUGGGUUGCGGAGGAUCUAAGAUAGAUGAACAGCAGCUUGUGAUUCUCUGCAGAGAGCGUAAAGAACUGAUCAAAACGGCGUCCCAUCAUCGCUCCGCUCUCGCCGUAGCUCACCUCGUUUACUUACAGUCUCUCCGCGACGUGGGUGAAGCUAUACAACGUUUCGUUGACGAGGAGAACGUUGUUAACUCCUCCUCUUCUUCUUCGGUCGUUCUCACGCUUCCCUCCGACGAAGGGAAGCCGAAGAAACGCAAAGGAUCAAUCUCCUCCACGUCGAUUUCUCAUUCGGUUAUCGAAGAAGGUGAAGAAGAGGAAGAAGAUGGAGAUGGUUCGCAUUUGAAUCUCUCUUCCGGAUCUGAAUCCGGUUUAGAUGAUGAUGAUCAUCAUCAUAUUCAAAUUGAUACCACUCCUGAACCAGAACUAAACCGGUCAAAACAAACAUUUUCACCCGGUUAUCCAACCGACUAUCCUCCUUCCGGUUAUCCAACAAGCUAUCCUCCACCGGGUUAUCCAUACCCGUAUCCGGUUGGAGGAUGGGGAUUCAGCGGCGAGAAUCCAAACCCGAAUCAAGGAAAGUAUUUCAUGAAGAAAUCCGCGGCGCAAUCUCAACCGUUCGUUUUCAAACCGGAGAAUCAUCACCGAGUAGAGCCGUCGGGUCCCGGUUAUUUCAUUAAUCCUGGGCCAACCGGUUCCGGUUAUCUCCCUAAUGUUAAUAAUUAUUCCGGUUAUCCUCCUCCUUCUCCAGCAAAGCCACCACCACCGGCUCUUCCCUCCCCGCCUAGAGUCUCCACAUGGGACUUCCUGAACGUUUUCGAUACGUACGAUUACGGAAACGCACGUUCUCGUGCAGCUCCGAGCUACUAUCCUCCGGGAAUGGGGUCGAUCUCGAGCAGCCCUGACUCGAAGGAGGUCAGAGAGAGGGAAGGGAUCCCUGAGCUCGAAGAAGUACCAGAGCACGAAGUGAUCAAGCAAGUGUACAGACGUCCAAAGAGAACACCACCUUUGAAGAAGGUGAAAGAACACAAAGAAACAGUGCCUUUACCGGAAGAAGUAGCCACCGAGAGCUCAUUAGAUUCAGAGACCGUCUCUACGUUUUCAGGAAGUGACGUGGAAUCUGACUUUCACUAUGUUAAGAGCAGUAACAGUUCGAGUGGACAGGAGACGAUCGUGGAGACAGAGGAGGGGUCGGAACAGCAAGUGUAUGGGAUCAAGAAAGGAGUUGUGAGCUUUGAGUUGGAGGAGGAAGCGAGUAGUUCCUCUUUUGAUGUUGAGUCUUCUAUGAUAAGUAGUUUUUCGAGUUUGUCGAUUCGUGAAACUAGGGAGAUCAAGGAAGUUGUGGAGGAGAUUAAGAGUGAGUUCGAGAUUGCUGCUUCGUGUGGGAAGGAGGUUGCUGUGCUGCUUGAGGUCAGCAAGUUGCCUUAUCAGCAUAAAGACAAGGGUGGCUUUAAAGUUAUUUUAUCAAGGAUCAUGUAUCUUGUAGCACCAUCCACACGCUCUAAACCUGAACUAUCAAUACGACUAACAUCUAGAACAAUACAAAUGGCCAAAGCGUAUAAUGGGCAAGAUGUUGAUGUAGGCUUCACUGGAAACCUCUCAUCAACCUUGGAGAAACUCUAUGCGUGGGAAAAGAAACUCUACAAGGAAGUCAAGGGAGAAGAGAAGCUUCGUUCCAUCUAUGAAGAGAAGUGCAAGUCACUGAAGAAAAUGGACACACAUGGAGCAGAAGCUACCAAGAUCGAGGCCACUCGAGCAUACAUCAAGAAGCUUCUGAUGAAAAUAGAUAUCUCUAUAAGAUCUGUUGAUUCUAUUUCAAAAAGAAUCCAUAAACUCAGAGAUGAAGAGUUACAGCCACAACUAACACAGCUUAUUCACGGGUUGGUGAGAAUGUGGAGAGCAAUGCUAAAGUGCCACCAGAAACAGUUCCAAGCCAUCAUGGAGAGCAAGGUUCGAUCUGUAAAGGCCAACACCGUCUCUAGUUCGAAAGCAUUUCUUGAUCUUGAGAUGGAGCUAAGAGACUGGUGCAUCAGCUUCAAUGAGUGGGUCAACACACAGAAGAAAUACGUCCAUUUUCUAAACCAGUGGCUCUCAAAAUGUCUUCACUACGAACCUGAAGCAACAGAGGAUGGAUACGCUCCUUUCUCUCCUAGCCAGAUCGGUGCACCACCAAUCUUUUCCAUAUGCAAAGAUUGGCAAGAAGCAAUGAAGAGAGUGUCUGGAGAGAAAGUGAGCAAUGCAAUGCAAAGCUUCGCUUCGAGCUUACACGAGCUGUGGGAGAAGCAAGAGGAAGAAGAACAAAGGGUUAGAGCAGCAGCGGAGAUGGAGUUUAGAGAUCAUGGGGAGUAUGAUAAGAGAAGUGUGGUUUCGAAAGGUCGGUCGGAGAGUGGAGUGUCGGUUUUGGAUGAUCUGAAAGUGGAUUUGGAUUCGAUGAGGAAGAAGCUGGUGGAGGAGAGAGGUAAACGUAAAGAAACCACUGUGAAGGUGGCGUCUUCUUCGAGUAGUACGCUGAAAGGUGGACUCGCUCCUAUUUUUGAUGCGUUGAGAAAAUUCAACGUAGAGGUUGUUAAAGCUCAUGGAAUUGUUAGGCUUCAACGUCCUCAGACUUCUUCAUGAGAGAGUCACAUUUUGCAAUAUUUUGAAGUUUUGUUACUUGAAAUUAGAUAUAGGUUCAUAUAGAUUCCACAUUCAAGAAAAAAAAAAACAAAACAAGAUUUGAGAAGUAUUGAUCUCGUAUAUUGUAGUUUGCGGUUUACAUGUUAUUUCGUCAUUACAUAAGAUUAGCUCUGUCUUC